Messenger RNA from Megalops cyprinoides (Indo-Pacific tarpon), 1058 nucleotides. RefSeq names its product ferritin, middle subunit. The record is from RefSeq and is a predicted model, not a curated record. The coding region runs from base 197 to 730 and encodes 177 amino acids. Gene Ontology annotation, cellular component: cytoplasm. The transcript is spliced from 4 exons. Gene Ontology annotation, molecular function: ferrous iron binding; ferric iron binding. Gene Ontology annotation, biological process: intracellular iron ion homeostasis; iron ion transport. NCBI's taxonomy places the organism in Eukaryota, Metazoa, Chordata, Actinopteri, Elopiformes, Megalopidae.
ACAGCCAUUUCAGAACACAGAGGUGCUUUGGAGGUUCUUGCUUCAACAGUGUUUGAACGGAACUUCUAUAUCUUUCCUCCGCCGUUUUUAUUCCAAAGCUUGCAGCUGCAUAUUAUUGCAUUCCUUUAAUUUAUUUCCUUUAAAAGAAUUUAUAUUUUUGUAUAAAUAAUUUUCGGACUCAAAACAAGAAGCUAAGAUGGAGACCUCUCAGAUCCGUCAGAACUACCACCGUGACUGCGAAGCCGCCAUUAACCGAAUGCUCAACAUGGAACUCUUUGCGUCGUACACUUACAUGUCUAUGGCGCACUAUUUUGCCCGUGACGACGUCGCCCUGCCAGGGUUCGCCCACUUCUUCAAGGAGAACAGUGAGGAAGAGCGAGAGCACGCGGAGAAAUUCUUGGCUUUCCAGAACAAGAGGGGUGGACGCAUCUUCCUGCAGGACAUCAAGAAGCCAGAGCGGGAUGAGUGGGGCAGUGGUCUGGAUGCCAUGCAGUGUGCCCUGCAGCUGGAGAAGAAUGUGAACCAGGCCCUGCUGGACCUGCAUAAGAUUGCCUCUGACAAGGGUGACCCUCAUCUGUGUGACUUCCUGGAGACUCACUAUCUGAACGAGCAGGUGGAGGCCAUCAAGAAGCUUGGAGAUUAUAUUACCAACCUGGCAAAGAUGGAUGCAGGCAAUAACAGGAUGGCCGAGUACCUCUUUGACAAGCACACCCUUGGGGGCAAAAGCUAAAACCAGCCCUCAGGCUUCAUUCUUGUUCUCCAAAAGCCUCAAUAAUUCUGCUUUGUUUUGAAUAUUGACAGUAUAGUGAGUGCUGUACCCUUAAAGUGAUUUAAUAUUAACUGUAAUGUUGUACAAGGGGGAUUAUUAAUGUCAACAUCAGGGUCCUUAUAUAUUGUCUUAUCUGGUGUGGUUACAUAUGGAUGGAUAGUAGUCUUGGGUUAUAGUACUGAACUAUGCUGUCUCUUAAUUGUGUGCUUCUGCUUGUCAAUGAACACAACUGUAUCUGAGGUGGAGAUCAUUGCUGCUUGAAACGCUUCAAUAAACAUUUUGAGCUGAA